UUUCAGAGGUUACUCACCCGAAGUGACAAAAAAUCGAGUAACGCGACCACCGGAUGGUCUAAAAGAAUCUGUUUCCCGCCUUAAAUUCUGGGUAUUGAGAUAAUCCUGACAGGCACGGUUUUACUGCUACCGAGGCAGGGCUCCGUGGGGGAAGCAGGCAAUGACUGAACUGUGGUGAAGGAUGGGUUUAGUUUAUAGAGCCUCCCUUUUGAACCGGCUCCAGACCGCAUUCCUUUGGGGUGGAUCACCGCGGGCUGGAGCUGGCGCUGUGAGUCACAGCGCCGGGCCGGUAUAAACUCCCGGAGACAGCCCGGCUUCAGGACCAGGGCACCCCGGAGACGAGGGGAAGAGGGACGUGUGGAGCGGGCUCACGACAUAAACAAAACGCCCCCAGGAAAAACGCUCGGCACAGAGUGCAGAAAGCGCCGGUACUGACCGCUCUCGGCUGACCCUGCCAAAGCCAGCUGGAGGAGGAGGACACAGCCUGCUCGACAGUCCCCUGCUCGCACCGAGGACACCCCGAGAAUGCCCUCCCUGCGCCCGCUGCUCCUGCUGUCCACCGUCGCCCUGUCGGCGCUGUCCUCGGUCAUGGACCGGAGAAACGAGUACACCGAGGCCACGGACUACCUGAAGCAGUACGGCUACCUCAGCACCCCUCUGGACCCGCAGGCCUCGGGCUUUCAGCCGGAGGAGAUAGAGGAGGCCCUCAGGGUCUUUCAGAGGGUGACUCAGCUGCCUGUGACCGGGACGAUAGACAAGGCCACUCUGGCCAUGAUGAGGCGGCCGCGCUGCGGGAUCGAGGACCCCUUCAACCAGAAGACCUUUAAAUACCGCCUGCUGGGGCGCUGGCGCAAGAAGAACCUGACCUACCGCAUCCACAACCACACCCCUGACCUGGGACUGGCCGAGACCAGAGCCGCCAUCCAAUCGGCCUUCCACUACUGGAGCGAGGUGGCGCCCUUGACCUUCCAGGAGGUGACGGGGGGGCGGGCCGACAUCAAGAUCUCCUUCCACAGGAGGAGCCACGCCUGCUCCGUGGCCUUCGACGGGCCAGGACGGGUGCUCGCCCACGCGGAUGUCCCAGAGUCCGGCAUCGUCCACUUCGAUGAAGAUGAGUACUGGACCGAGGGGACAUCCCGUGGCGCCAACCUGCGCAUCAUCGCGGCCCACGAGAUUGGGCACGCCCUGGGCCUGGGUCACUCGCAGUACCCCAGCGCUCUCAUGGGCCCCGUCUACAAUGGGUACAAAUCCAACUUCUGGCUGCACCCUGACGAUGUCCGUGCCAUCCAGGCUCUGUACGGGAAGCGUGUGCCCAGCGUGCCCAGCGUGCCCAGCGAGCCUCAGGCGCCAGCCCCCUCGGUGCCCCCCGCUGUCGUCCCGGAUGAGCAGGGCGACGUGCCAGACCCCUGCACUGCUGAUCUGGAUGCCAUCAUGCUGGGGCCCUACAGGAAGACGUAUGCGUUCAGCGGACAGUACAUGUGGACGGUAUCUGACCUGGGACACAACAGGCCCAUGAAGAUCAGCCUGCUGUGGAAGAGCCUCCCAGGGAACCUCGAUGCUGCCGUGCACUCUCAGCGGACCAACAAGACGUACUUCUUAAAAGGGGACAAGGUCUGGAGAUACACCGGCUUCCGCCUGGACUACGGCUACCCAAAACCUCUCACUCGCAUUCCCCCCAACAUUGACGCUGCCCUCUACUGGGACGUCAACCAGAAGAUCUUCUUCUUCAAGGGCGACGGCUACUGGCAGUGGGACGAGCUGGUGUACAACGACCUCAGCAUGUACCCCAAACCCAUCUCCCAGCUCUUCACCGGGGUGCCCUCGCACCCUGGCUCCGCCUUCACCUGGACCAACGGCAAGAUCUACUUCUUCAAGGGGGACCGGUACUGGCGCGUGAACGAGCAGCUCCGGGCCGAGCGGGGGUACCCACAGAGCAAGAGGGAGCGCUGGAUGCAGUGUCACAAGUAGACCGGUAACCCCCCCACCCCACCCCCAUCGUCUACACAGUGUGCAUGGUGCAGAACUUUGUCUACUCGGCCGCAGCCACAGGGAUGGCCAGAACAGCCGUGAACAAAUCAGACGCCAGCGCAGUGUGCCAAGAGAACCGCCCUCUUCAUUCCCCUCGACAUGCUCGUGCACAUCUUGUCAAUCUGGGAUUGUAGUGUCAUUAACAAAACGUAUCGCCGCAGGAACAAGAAGGGGUUAUGUCACGAACACAUCUGGAACCGAUUUCUGAUCGCACGUAUAUCAUCUGAUGGGUCAUUAGGGCUAAGUGCCCUUUUCCUCCUUAAAAAGUAUGUAGCAUCUUCAAUGCCCAAACCGCAGAGAGUCAGGACAGGGACAGUAGCAGUGUCCCUGUGCUUCCACACAGCUGGGGAUUGGGCUGGCUUGAAGGAGAGAGAGAGAGAGAGACACCUGGUGAUCUGGUUAUCACUUUGCACACCAUAGCAGGAACUAUGGUGCUAAUCUCAGCUGUCCAUUAGUCACAUCCCACAUUAUAUAGUGUUAAAAUAAGAUUAGGUUGGGAUAAGGCCCCAAACCAUCCUAGCCUGACCAGUUACGACUAUUAAUUCACUUAAUCAAUGAUGGUUACCAGUUUAGAUGCUUAAAAGGUGCAGAUUUCAAGUUGCACUACACAUAAACAUUAAAUAAAUUAAAAUCAGCACAACCCAAAAGUGACAGAAUUCCACCAGAGCAGUAGUGCUCCAAUAUGUCUCGAAUAGAAGCGUCUUUAAAUGGGAAGUAGGGAACUACUGCCACCCAAUGGUACAUAGUGGUAUCGACUGGAAUUUACCAAUUGAAGUUGAAGAAACGGGUUGUGUGGUGGUUCUGUGGCUAAGGAUCUGCGCCUGUGGCUGGAAGGUUGUCGGUUCGUAUCCCGCGGCUGGCAGAGGA
Molecule: messenger RNA, 2895 nt
Organism: Lepisosteus oculatus (spotted gar)
Lineage: Eukaryota; Metazoa; Chordata; Actinopteri; Semionotiformes; Lepisosteidae
Gene: mmp19
Product: matrix metallopeptidase 19
Biological process (GO): proteolysis; collagen catabolic process; extracellular matrix organization
Cellular component (GO): extracellular matrix
Molecular function (GO): zinc ion binding; metalloendopeptidase activity
Source: RefSeq, a predicted model, not a curated record